CUCGGCCUUGCUGAUAGGCCGGCCUACGUGUCAAACGUCGCAGAGUCCAUCCCUUCCGUUAUCGGAAUCUGGAAGACACAAGGAGCUAGUCUUUGACAACAGUUAAAAAGUUCAUGUUGGACUUUUUAAAGGCAUCAAACGGACAUAUGAAGGAGUGCAAGCUGAGCAUGGAGACCCUGAGCAGGGCGGAGCUGCUGAGCCUGCUGUGUGUGCUGGAGGGAGAGCUGCAGGCCCGGGACCAGGCCCUGCAGGCCCUCAGGGCCCAGCGUAGAGACCUGUACAUCCAGGAGCGUUAUGGGAAGUAUUCCCUGAGCGACCCCUUCCUGGCCCUGCAGAGAGAUGGGGAGGCUGUGGGGGGCCAGGCACCGGGGGGGCCGGGGGCUGUGGCCACCACCAGCCCCCUGGUGGUCCUCAGGUUGGUGGUGGGCCACUGCAGGACGAUGCAGGAGAAGAUGCUGGUACAGCUGGCUGCAGCAGAGACUCGACACCGCAGGGUCAUCGCAGACCUGGAGGAGGAGAGGCGCAGGCAUGCAGAGGACACAGCGGAGGGAGACGAUGUCACCUACAUCCUGGAGAAGGAGAGAGAGCGUCUGCUGCAGCAGCUGGAGUUCGAGCGCGGCCAGGUGCGUCGGCAGGAGAAGCAGCAGCGCAGGCAGCAGGAGGAGGAAAGGAGCCGGCAGCAGCUGUCCCGCGCCCUGGCCUCCCGGCUGGAGCAGGAGCAGCAGGAGGCGCAGGGCCUCCGGGCCCGGCUGGAGGAGGAGCGGAGGAGGGCCCUGAGGAUGGAGGCGCAGCUGGAGGAGCAGCUGGCUGAGUUCGACACGGAGAGGGAGCAGCUGAGAGCCCGUCUGAGGAAGGAGGAGGCACAGGGAGGGCGUCUUCAGGAACAGCUGGAGGAGAUGAGGAGGGAGCUGGGGGCCGGGGGGAGGAGGAGGGGGGAGGAGGAUGGGGAGGGAAGGAGCGAGCAGGAGGAGGGGGAGGGGAGGGGGCAGGAGGAGGGGAUGGGGCAGGAGGGGGGGAGGGGGCAGGAGGGGGGCCGGGGCAGGCAGAGGAAGGUUCUGUCCAGGCAGGGCCAGAUCUGGGAGCCGCCUGUCUCUCCUCCUCUGAGAGUGAACGGCCCCCACAGCCUCCACAGCCCCCAGGGUGUCCAGAUCCUGGAGGCUGAGAGGCUGGCUCAGGACCAGAACAACGACCAUAACACACAGCUACCCCCCGGGCCUGCCCCUGCCUCCCCCACAGCCUCUAACCCAGCCUCCACCCCUGUCCUGGCUCCCCUUUCUAUCUCCACCCCUAGCGCUACCUCCACUCCUGCCACUGCCUCCCCCACAGCCUCCACCCCUCCCCCAGCCUCCACACCAGCCUCCACCCCUGCCCCAGCAUCUACACCUUCCUCUGCCCAGCUCUCCCAGAGCAGCACAGUCCCCUCUCUCACUUCCUGCCCCAACCCCAGCGUCAGCCCUAACCCCAGCCUCAACCCUAACCCAAGCCUCAGCCCUCACCACAGCUCCAGCCCAAACACUAGCCCCAACCCCAGCCUCAGCCCUAACCCCAGCCUCAGCCCUCACCACAGCUCCAGCCCAAACACUAGCCCCAGCCUCAGCCCUAACCCCACCCUCAGCCCUAACCCCAGCCUCAGUUCUAACCCCAGCCCCAGCUACCAGUCGUCCUACCAGGCAGGCAUCCACCAGCGCUUCCACGCUGCUCGCCACAAGUUCGAGGGCCAGGCUGACCCAGAGUCCCCUGUCCCCCAGGGCGCCCUGCCCCCUGGGGACGCGCCUCCGUCCCCCGGGCCCCCUCCGGAGGCCAGCCCCAUCAGGCAGCUAGCCCGCAGCACCGUCACCCAGGUCCUGUCCCGCUUCACCACCCAGCAGGGGGCCUCCAAACCCGCCCCCUCCAACAGCUCUCCCUUCGGCACCGACUAUCGCCACCUGGCCCCCUCCUCCCCCGUCACCGCGAGGGCCUCGGGGGCCUCCCCUCUGGGGCUCCGCUCCCCCAUCAUCCCCCGCGCCGACCGGGGGAUCCCUCCCCCCAUCCCCCCCAAGAAGCCCGGCCUGGCUCAGUCCCCGGCCUCCCCCGGCCCCAGCCCCAGGACCGGACACAUGACGGAGCGGUCAGCCAGCUGUGCUCUCACCUCCAGCCAGGACGGGGUCAAGGAGCUGGACAGGGUGGUGUCGUCCACCAGCUAGCCAGCUCAGGGCCGCUCCCAACACGUGUCAACUGUUGGUAUCAGAGAUGAUUUGGAGAUUGGAAACUCUUGAGAUGAGGAGUUUUUUUUUAAAACACUGUAUACAGUAUCUCUGUGGCUAGGCCCGGACCUCACCAGCAUUGCUGUUGGUUGCUCCUCGAUGGUUGGAGGGGACGUGAGUGUGGUCGAUCAGACUGGACUUUUCUAGCUAGCCCUGGCUGGUUCUAUCUAGUUCUGGCUUGUUCUGGCUUGUUCUGGUCUGAUGUAGCCUGGCCUGGCUGUGUUGCUGCCCUGUUUAGUAUGGGCUUUCCUUCCUACUUUCAAGUACUCUGAAGUACUUGAAUACUCCAAGGUACUUGAAGUACUUCUGGGUACUUGAAGUACUUCUGAAUACUCCAAAGUACUCUAAAGUACUCCUGAAUGCUCAGAGGUACUCCUGAACACUGUCAUGCAUUAUCAUUUAUUUAUUUACAUUGUCUAAUUGAUUUAACCAUAGCACUGUAUAUCAUGGGGGUUCUGCAUCUGCUUGUGUUUAUUUGGUUACUGAUCUGGUAUUUACAAAAGUAAUAACUAUGAUUAAGGCAGGGGGACUCACUGAGGGUGGAUCAUGCGUUGAAAGAUCAACAGAUCAACAUGGAUGUAUGGACUUAAUGAGGGGUUACACUCAAAUGUGCCAACUUGCUGAUUAAACGUGACUGUUGAGCGUGUUGUGAAAAAGGUGCUAAUGAUGCUUUUCGUCCAAGGUUUUUGUUCGUCCAACGUCCGAGUUUUAUGUUUUGAUAUCGAAGACAACGAGGACAGGAACUAUUUUCAAACUCCAUGCACAUUGAUUUCACAUUCCAAAUAUCUCUGGGAUUAUUUAUAGUUAUAAUAUUAAUAAUGCUAUUGUUUAGAUUUGGAUGAUUAUGAUUGAUUAUGGAUGAUUAUACCGUAUGUUCAGUAUAUUAUGUCCUCAUAGCUGUCGUUUAGAAACAUGUACAGUGUAUUGUAUUAUACACAUGAGAAAACAUGCCAGUAGGACUAUACAUAUUUUAUCACCCAAAUAGUAUACUGCUCAGACUGCACAAAGUUAUACAUACUAUAUUUUGUAUGUAUGUAUUGCUUAGCAUCAGAGUAUAAAAAUCCUCUAAAUCCUGCUUGUAUGCGAAGGCAGAAGACCGGCUGUUCCUCCUGUCAGAUAGGUACGGGGGCGGGGUGUAUAUAGGACACAGGAAGUGACAGACAGAAAGUGGAGGCGGGGUGUGUAUAGGACACAGGAAGUGACAAACAGGAAGCAGAGGCGGGAUGUGUAUAGGACACAGGAAGUGAGAGGCAGUAAGCAGAUGCUGGGUGUGGAUAGGAUACAGGAAGUGACACAGGACGCAGAGGCGGGGUGUGUAUAGGACACAGGAAGUGACAGACAGGAAGCAGAGGCGGUGUGUGUGUAGGACACAGGAAGUGAGAGACAGGAAGCGGAUGCUGGGUGUUUGUGUAUAGGACACAGGAAGUGACAGACAGGACCUGCUUGGUCCCCUCAGAACCAGUAUUUUUUUUUAUUGAACAGACACUUUUAUCCAAAGCGACAAGUAGUGCAUAUAGAAAGUAGAGCAGAAUGUUAAGGAUCAGAAGUGCGUGGUUCUAAAGGUACUGACCACUGAGUGGUCAGAGUCAACGAACCGUCUGUAUUUACAAGUGAAAACUAACGCCACCUCAGUGGCCAGUAUCACAUAGCAGUACUAUGUUACAUUGCAUUGAGGAAUCUCUGGAGCUGUUAUUCAUACAAACAUACAGUAUAAUUCAUGACAAUAAAGUUUUAUUUUAUUGUGAA
This is a messenger RNA of Osmerus eperlanus (European smelt), 3989 nucleotides long. RefSeq names its product CTTNBP2 N-terminal-like protein. The record is from RefSeq and is a predicted model, not a curated record. The transcript is spliced from 6 exons. Lineage: Eukaryota; Metazoa; Chordata; Actinopteri; Osmeriformes; Osmeridae. Bases 147 to 2183 code for a protein of 678 amino acids.